This is a messenger RNA of Capsicum annuum, 1051 nucleotides long. RefSeq names its product fatty acid amide hydrolase. The transcript has 5 exons. The record is from RefSeq and is a predicted model, not a curated record. NCBI's taxonomy places the organism in Eukaryota, Viridiplantae, Streptophyta, Magnoliopsida, Solanales, Solanaceae. Bases 538 to 1011 code for a protein of 157 amino acids.
CAACAAACCCAGUGUAUUCAUACCUUGAAUACCAUGAAGGUGUGGUGAGAUAUUCUUCCAUUGACAUACGGUCAUAUAUGCUUAGGUGCCAAUUGGUUUGCACAACAUAGAGUUUCAAAUGUGCAAAAUUGGCCUAAUGUUGUAAGAGACCGGUGGGGAAAUCACCUCGUGACAUACAUGCUGCCCGAUCCGCAAAGAGAAGUGAAUACUUACUCCAAUCCGAAUGCUUAUGAGAGACAAAAGAUUGAGAGAAGUAAGGGUGUUCAAGGUGGUAAUCUGAGAGUGGAAAAAGGAGAGGUUGUGUGGAGCGAAGUGAGGGCAUUGCCACCAAACCGAGCUAACAUUGUUUGUCCUUCUAUUUCUAAGGACAUUUGUGUAGGUACCGACAUGGCAAGUGAAGGAGGGAAAUGCCGAAGUGAAGUUGCUGCCCAAGCUUGUGUAGGACCUUCACAACACAACAAAGGAGAGUCGACUCAAGAACUUCAAGAGGCCAACACAUAGAAGCUCAAGAUUUGGUCACCUUGAGGAUACGAGAAUAUGCAUGGAGGACCCGUUUUGAGCAUGCCAUUAAACAAAUCCGUGUGUGGAAGCUUGCGUGGGGGCUUCACCAUGCACGAAAUUUGGGACGAAGUUGCUGAGACUUUUAAGGUCCUCCCUUGCUUACCAAAUUUAAGGUCAUGUCAGAGCUGGUGCUCUAUGGGAUCACUGCGUUUGGGGAAGUAUACUGAGUGGUUCAAUGAUGUUAUCUCAACUGACAUAUCUGAUAAGUGUGAGGAUAUUCUUAAUCAGAUAUCAGAAAAACAUGUAUGCAAAACUAUUGAGAUUGUAAUACCAGAGUUGCGUGAGAUGCGCAUCGCGCUUGUUGUUUCUAUUGGCUCUGAAGGGUUAUCUGAGCUGAAUCCUGACCUGGAGGAUGGGUAUGUCUCCCUUUCUGAGCAGGUCCUUCAUGUGCUUGAGAUGGUUUUUCUGGGGGCAGUACAUGAAAUGAUGGAUUAUUCAUAUUCUUCUUGAUGAAUACCUUGCAUCUUUGCAUUGAUAUGUUCUUCACCUG